Malaya genurostris is the source of this 2297-nucleotide messenger RNA. RefSeq names its product zinc finger protein 316. Gene Ontology annotation, molecular function: DNA-binding transcription factor activity, RNA polymerase II-specific; zinc ion binding; RNA polymerase II cis-regulatory region sequence-specific DNA binding. Gene Ontology annotation, cellular component: nucleus. Gene Ontology annotation, biological process: regulation of DNA-templated transcription. The transcript has 4 exons. Bases 129 to 1865 code for a protein of 578 amino acids. Lineage: Eukaryota; Metazoa; Arthropoda; Insecta; Diptera; Culicidae. The record is from RefSeq and is a predicted model, not a curated record.
GCUCGAUAUGUCCAUCGGGGAAUAUAAACAAAAACUCCUGAUAUCUUGUCCCAGUGUUGCUUUUGCUUAUGAUAUUUAUUGCUAUAUCUUAUUGAAAAUUAGUUGUAAUACACAAAAUCAAGCAAAGAAUGGCGAAACAUAAAGAGUUCAACGAGCUAUGCAGAUUGUGUUUGAAAAAUGCCGACUCGUUGGAGGAGAUUUUCGAAGGAACUGAAAAUUCUAUGGUUCUUCGUAUAAUGGCUAGUGUUUCGUUGGAGGUUCACCAAAACGAUAGCUUACCGAAGAAUAUCUGUAGUCCGUGUCGUUACCAGUUAGAAAAAACUUAUGUUUUUCGAAGCAAAUGUCGUGAGAACGAUAUCAAGCUGAGGCGUCAUGUAAAGCUGCUUGCGGCAGGGAAAGUUAGUUCUCUUGCGUGUGACUCGGACGAUGACGAGAUCGAGUUCGAAUCUAGUUUGCAAUAUAUCAAAUCUUUUGAGAUGGAAACGGAAACGAAGAAACAAUUAGAAUGGCAAGCUAAAGAAGAUUCUUUAAGAAAAGAAUUUCAGGCCUCGGCAGCCCGGGAAAGGAGCACAAUAUUCGAAACGUUUAGGCGGAAAAACGCCAACCGUCGAAAUAUGAUGCAGGAUGCUUGCACAAGUACGGAAGAGUUGGGUGACGUCAUAAUAGAAUCCAGUGUCUCGUAUGAAGACGUUCAAGAGGAAAUAGUUCAAACGUUUGAAAACAUGUCUGAGGAAAACGUGAAUCAUGAUGAUAUUCAGCAAUCGGAAGCUAUGGAUCAUGAAUCAGUUGAUAGUUCUAAAGAAAAUUUGAUCACUAUUGUAGAUUCUGGUGUAGCAUUUGCUAAGCAAGAUCACGAUAUGGUUCAAUAUUUUGAUCAUGGAGAUAUGGAAGCUGGGGAGAUUGAAGAAGACACAAGUAAAAGUACAAUCACUGUCGCUAAUGACGAACAGAAUGUAGAUCUCGUAAGCAACGCUUCAGCAAGUAUGAUUCCUGACGCGGAUCGUUUUGUUAUCAGUGAUGUCUCUGAUACGGAUACUUAUGUACUCGAGGACGAACUGGAGCGCGAAGAACAUAAUCUCUACGGGUCAUUAGACGAUUCGGACGAGGACUUUGAAGCGGUCACGAAUGCAGUUAAAGCGGAACUAGCUGACCAACCUGGGUUCAAUGGUGAAAAUUGCAUCAUGAAGGUAGAAAAAGCUCGAGAUUUGACAAAGGUUGAAGUCCGUGCUGACGACGGCUCGAUUAUAUGUAUGGAGUUCAGCACAGAACCGACGCAAAACCCUACUUCGCCAGCUAAAAGUUUUGAGGCUCAAAUAUCGGGUAUAUUAAAGUGCUCGUAUUGCAAGCGAGUAUUUCGAUCCCGAGAUCUUUUGCGAGAACACAAUGAAACCGAACAUCCAAACAUGCCAAAGGGGCACAGUUGCGACAUCUGUGACAAAUGGUGCCCAACCAAAAGUUCGUUCGAAAGACAUUUUCGAAUUCACACAGGAGAAAAGCCAUUUGUUUGUGGUGAAUGUGGCAGAAGUUUUGUUCAGAAGGAAAUUUUGAAACGACAUAUGUUGAUUCAUACGAACAAUCGUCCUUUUGCCUGCGACCACUGCCCGAAACGAUUUAAUCAAAAGGACCAACUUCGAAAUCACCUUAAUAAUAGCCACACGAAAAAUCCAGUCAUCACCAUCCAUAAGUGCACCCUGUGUUCGAAAGAGUUCAGAUAUUCGUCUGGACUCAGUCGGCAUUUAGCAAUGCAUUAUGGGCGAACCUUCACUUGCGCUUGUGGUCGCGUAUUCAACGAUAAAAGUGCCCUAAACCGACAUGAGAUGACAUUGCAUCAGAAAAGUAGCAAGAAUAAUAAGUCAAAAAAUUGAAUAUCAAUUCGAUUCGACUGAAUAAUAGCCUUCUACUUUUGCAUUCUUUCAACGGCGAAAAAAUGAGUGCACUUAAGAGACUUUUUUUUAAACAUAUGCGAGGAAGCUUAUGUUGUAUCUAGAGUGCCUGAAGGUGGAGUGACGACAGCUGUUUGUUUGGAACAAAUAGCAUCGUCAGUGUCGUUCCAAUCGUGCCAGCAGUAGCGACCUGUCAAAAAUAAUAUAAAGCUUACGAAACUGUCACCAUUUCGUAUUAAUUGUUUUGAGUUGUUGCCAACAUUACGGAUGAGAUGUAGUCAUUCUAUUUACAGGCUCUCUAGUUAUAUCUAAAUCGUGAAAAGUGACAUCUACGAAAGUUUUGAUUUUGUUUGUCACAGUAGGAUAAUAUAUCUUUAUAAUUGUAAGAAAUUCGUUAGAUAACUUUGUAAUAAA